Messenger RNA from Colius striatus (speckled mousebird), 4380 nucleotides. Its product is annotated as ovostatin-like. Gene Ontology annotation, molecular function: endopeptidase inhibitor activity. NCBI's taxonomy places the organism in Eukaryota, Metazoa, Chordata, Aves, Coliiformes, Coliidae. The coding region runs from base 1 to 4380 and encodes 1459 amino acids. The record is from RefSeq and is a predicted model, not a curated record. The transcript is spliced from 36 exons. Gene Ontology annotation, cellular component: extracellular region.
AUGGAAGAUAAACAAAUGUGGUCAAGAAUUCUUCUGAGUAUUCUGUCAUUGAAUUGGAUUGCAUCAGUGUCUUCUGAACCUCAGUAUGUGCUGCUGGUCCCAACAGUAGUGAGGAGUGACUCUCCACAGACAGCUUGUGUGCAGCUCCACAACCUCAGUGAACCGCUGUCCCUGAGCAUAGUCCUGGAAUAUGGCAGUAUUAAGAAGACUCUCUUUGAGGAAUCUGUGACAAAGAAUGAUUUCUUCAAGUGCUACGAGUUCAAGGUUCCUCCUGCUACUUCUGACCCCCUGGCAUUCAUUUCCUUCUCUGCCAAAGGCACCACAGUGAACUUAGCUACGAGAAGAUCAGUGGCGAUUCAGAAUGUGGAUAACGUUGUCUUCAUCCAGACAGACAAACCCAUUUACAAACCAGGACAAAAAGUGUUGUUUCGUGUGGUCACUUUGGACACCCAGUUCAGACCUGUUGAGGAGAUAUAUCCCCGAAUCAUCAUCGAGGAUCCGGACCGAAAUAAGAUCUUCCAGUGGUUGGACAUAACAUCUAAGCAUGGAAUUGUCCAGCUCUCCUUUCCACUAACCCCGGAGCCUAUUCUAGGGUCCUACCACAUCACUGUGGAGAAGAAGUCGGGUGAAAAAGAGUACCAGUUCUUCACAGUGGAGGAAUACGUGCUGCCAAAAUUUGAAGUGACAACCACCGUGCCAAAGAGCAUUUCUUUCUUUGAUGAAGAAGUCAGAGUGAACGUUUGUGCUUUAUACACUUAUGGCCAACCGGUGCAAGGGAAUGCCCAAAUCAAUGUCUGUCAGCAGCGCUUUUAUAGUCCACGAUGUGAGCAAAAACAGAAAGAAACCUGUGAAACCAUCACUGGACUGCUGGGGAAGGAUGGCUGCCUCAACACUGUCAUCUCUGUCAAAACCCUCCAGCUGUACCGCAGCUAUGCCAGGACGUACGUCAGCCUCAAUGUCGAAAGCAUCGUCACUGAAAAUGGGACAGGUAUCCAGAUGAAAGACUACGACUAUGUUGCAGUCAAUCAAGAAAAGGACAGAGUGAUGUUCAGAAAUAUGGAUCUGUAUUACAAGAGGGGAAUUCCUUACCAUGGUGAGAUCACUGUGAUGAAUGCAGAUGACAAGCCUGUUGCCAACAAGACCGUCCUGCUGGAGCUCAAUGAAAACUAUCUGGCCAACUAUACCACUGACAAGAACGGCACUGCUGCUUUUUCUAUUGACACAUCCAACUUCUUUGAUCCUAGUUUUAAGUUGAGAGUCAGGCAGGCACCAGAUGACUGUGAAGACUUCUUCAUCUGGAGGGAUGAUAAUGAGCCACAAGCUUCAUUCUUUGUCCGGCGUUUCUACUCACGGACUAACAGCUUUGUAAAAAUAGAGCCAAUCAAGGAGAAGCUCAGCUGUGGCCAGCAACAAAUGAUCAACGUUCACUAUGUCCUGAACAGAGAGGGCUACAGGAAUGCCACACACACAAACUUCUACUAUGUGGUGAUGACAAAAGGAAAAAUUGUUCUUAGUGGCCAGAAGGAAGUCAGUAUCUCUGAUGCUCCCAGAGGUACAUUCUCCUUCACACUGACUGCCACUGAGAAGCUUGCCCUCAGUGCCAGACUGUUGCUCUACACGGUGCAUCCUCAUGGGGAGGUAGUGGCUGACAGCUCUAGGAUAUACAGUGAUGUAUGCUUCAAAAACAAGCUCCAGCUCCAGUUCUCUGAGAAGCAGGGUCUCCCAGGCUCUAAAGUCCAUCUCCAACUUGAAGCUGUUGCCAACUCCUACUGUGCUCUGCGAGCUGUAGAUCAGAGCAUCUUUCUACUUCAUCCUGCACAAGAGUUAUCUGCUGAGAGGGUAUAUUACCAACUUCGUGUGAAUGAUUUAUAUGGCUACUACUAUAAUGGGAUAGACCUGGAAGAUGACAAAUCAGAGGGCUGUACACCAGUCAAAACCAUGUUUUUUGAUGGCUUAUACUAUGAACCUGUGAAUGUCAGUCGUGAUGGUGAUGCCUACAGGAUUUUCAGGGAUAUGGGCCUGAAGGUUUUCACCAACUCAGUGCUACGGAAGCCAGUUCUGUGCAAUGAAGACAAGUCAGAUAUGGAAGAUUACCCUGGCUAUGAGUCUGGUGCCAUCCCUAUAGCUGGCUAUGGUGGAGGUAAAAGAAAGAUAACUGGUGGGAGUGGUGGUCACAGUGUUCGGAAAUUCUUCCCUGAGACCUGGAUUUGGGAUCUGGUUCAUACCAAUUCCAGUGGAGAGGCAGAUAUCUCUUACACCAUUCCUGACACCAUCACAGAAUGGAAAGCCAGCGCUUUCUGCGUGCAGGAUGCUGCUGGGUUUGGCAUCUCCUCACCUGUUUCACUGUCAGCAUUCCAACCAUUCUUUGUGGAUCUCACCUUGCCGUACUCUGUCAUUCGAGGGGAAAAAUUUAAUUUAAUAGCCAACGUCUUCAACUACAUCAACAAAUGCAUUGAGAUCAGUGCCAUAUUGGCAAAGUCGAGUGACUAUAAGGUGGAAAUCCUUUCACCAGAGGGCAACACAGCAAGGCUGUGUGCUAAUGAAAGAAAAACCUAUAUUUGGGCUGUUAGCCCCCACACACUUGGUGAGGUGAAAUUCAUGAUUACUGCUGAGGCCAAGCUGAUCACCAGAGAUACUGGAAACAGCACAUCCCCAGAAGAGGAGACAAUUCACAGGGACACUCUGGUUCAAACCCUACUUGUUGAGCCUGAAGGUAUUAAAAAGGAAUUGACUCAGAGCGCCCUCAUCUGUACAAAAGGGAUAACAGUUUCUGAACCAAUGUCUCUCAGCCUGCCAAGAAACCUAGUUAAGGGAUCGGCCAGAGCUUAUUUUUCUGUCAUUGGAGACAUUUUGGGUACAGCCCUGAGGAACAUGGAGAAUCUCCUCCAUAUGCCUUAUGGCUGUGGAGAACAGAACAUGGCCUUAUUCACACCCAACAUCUAUGCCCUGAAUUAUCUGAAUAAGACUGGGCAGCUGACUGAAGAGAUUAGAGUCAAGGGUAUUGGAUAUUUGUCCACGGGAUACCAAAAACAGCUGUCAUACAAACACCAGGAUGGAUCCUACAGCUCCUUUGGGACUCAAGAUAAGGAAGGGAGUGUAUGGCUCACUGCCUUUGUGUACAAGUCAUUUGCACAAGCCAGGCACUACAUCUACAUUGAUGACAAUGUCCAGUCUCAAGCUUUGAUCUGGCUGAUAAGCAAGCAGAAGACAGAUGGCUGUUUUGAAAAUGCUGGGUCACAUUUCAACAACGCUUUGAAGGGUGGAGAAGAAGGUGAACACUCCCUCACAGCCUAUGUUGUAGCAGCAUUGCUGGAGGCUGGACACUCUGCUGCGCAUCCUAUCAUUCAAAGUGGUAUGAGCUGUCUGGAGACUGCAUUUGGCAAUGGGAUCCACAACCUGUAUAACCAGGCCCUCUUUGCCUAUGCUUAUGGCUUAGCUGACAAAGAGGAAAGAAGCCAAUUCUUCCUUAAGAAGCUGGACAAAACAGCUACUAGAGAUGGUGAUUUAGUUCAUUGGCAGAGAGAAAAUAAGCCACCAGCACAACAUUUUUCUGUCUUCUAUUCCCGUGCCCCUUCUGCUGAGGUAGAAAUGACUAGCUAUGUACUCCUGGCCUUGCUCAAGAAAGCAAAACUCACUCUAGAAGACUUAUCUUACAUUUCUCGUAUUGUGCACUGGCUUGUCAAACAACAGAACCCCUAUGGUGGUUUCUCCUCCAGCCAGGACACUGUUGUAGCUCUCCAAGCUUUAGCCCAGUAUGGGUACAUCACCUUCUCUAAAAAAAGUCUUAACACAGUCAAAGUCAACUUCAUGGACUCCCCCAGCAAGGCUUUCCAGGUGAACAAGAAGAACCGUUUCUUACUGCAGCAGGCUUCCUUAUCCACUGUUCCAGGAAAUUACAGUGUGGAAGUGAAUGGCACUGGCUGUGUCUAUCUGCAGACCACCCUGAGGUACAACGUCCAUUUGCCAAAAAAAGUUGCAGGAUUUUCACUCUCCAUACGGAUGGACAAUGUAUCCUGUACAAGCAACUUCCCACCAAAGUUUGACCUUGUCCUCUCUUCCAGCUACACAGGAAGCCGCAAAGUCUCCAACAUGGCUAUUAUUGAUGUGAAGAUGCUGUCUGGUUUUGUCCCUGUGAGAUCUUCCCUGAAAAAGCUUCAGGACCAGAAUUCUGUUGUCGAUCGUGUAGACAUCAAGAACAACCACAUCCUUUUCUACCUUCAGAAGGUGUCCCAAAAGGAAAUCAGCUUCGCCUUCAGUGUGGAGCAAAGCCUGCCUGUCUCAGAUAUCAAACCAGCGCCAGUACAUAUGUAUGAUUACUAUGAAACGGAUGAAUGUGCCCUUGCAGAAUACAGAACACCCUGCUACUCACCUUCCAACUGA